GCUCCGCGCCGGGCGGGGCGGGAGGAGCGGGGCGGGGACACGCACACACACACACACACAGACCCGCACACCGGCCCGCUGGGCCCGGCCCGGUGCUGCCCGGCCCGCUGCGGCUCGCCUCGGUUCAGCUCGGCCCGGCUCGGCUCGGUUCGCAACGCCCGUUGUAAGCCGGGAGCAGCAGCGCGGGACGGACGGAAAACAUCGGCAGGCUCCCAUCCUGAGCCCGCGGUGGGGUCCGGAGCGGCGAGAGGGAUCCUGGGCCUGAGCGAGUGCCAAAGAUGUUCCCCCAGAACCGUCCCUCGGCCCAUCUCCAGGCACCCUCUGCUGCCUCAGGAGCCACUGUCACUGCUGGUGCCAUCCCCAGCACCCCCCAGUCCCUCAAACUGACUUACCCAGAGACCUUGGACCGCAUCAAGGAGGAGUUCCAGUUCUUGCAGAACCAAUACCACAGCUUGAAGUUAGAAUGUGAAAAGCUGGCAACAGAAAAAACAGAAAUCCAGCGUCAUUAUGUGAUGUACUAUGAGAUGUCCUAUGGCCUGAACAUCGAGAUGCACAAACAGACAGAGAUUGCCAAGCGGCUCAACGUGAUCUGUGCCCAGCUCAUCCCCUUCCUGUCUCAGGAGCACCAGCAGCAAGUGGUCCAGGCCGUGGAGCGUGCGAAGCAGGUGACUAUGACCGACCUGAACGCGGCGAUCGGGCACCAGCUCCAGACCCAGCACCUCUCCCACCACGCUCCUCCCAUCCCACUGAACCCCCAUCCAUCUGGGAUGCAGCACACCAGCCUGGCUGGCAUCAGCAGUGCCUCAGGGCUGCUGGCACUUUCGGGGGCACUGGGUGCCCAGGCCCAGCUCCUCGCCAAAGAUGACCGAGGGGUCCACGACACCGAGCCCAGAGAGCGAGACCCCGGCCCUAGCUCCCUGGCACUGCCCAACGGGGAGAGGGCACGAGCCAUCUCUGAGUACCUGAGCAGCAGCAAGAAGAGGAAGGUGGAGGAGAAGGAUUUCGUUACGGACUACGGCAGCGACGCAGACAAAAGCGAAGACAACUUGGUGGUGGAUGAGGACCCUUCUUCACCUCACAGUGUCCAUUCCUACUCAUCCCGGGAGAAUGGGGUGGAGAAGGUCCCUCUGGGGAGGAAGGAGGCCGUAUCCCUCAGCCCAACCUCCAUGCCCUCCUCCAGCAGCACGUCUCCAUCUCAGAGCAAGGAUGUGCCCACGGUGGAGAAGGCAGGGACACCCAGCCUCAAGUCCAGCACUCCCACAUCCCAGGGUGAUGCCCCAGCCCCAGGCUCCAGCGGUGCCCAGCAGUUCCGCCCUGCCAAGGCUCCCGUGGACCCGCUGGCCCUGGGCCUGAGGAACCCCCUGGGAGUGCAGAGCCCUUACUCAGCUGCCUUCAGCAUGGCCCAUUCCACGGUGAACGGGGACAUGGCCGGGAGCGGGGCCUACGCCGGCCUCCACCUCGUGUCGCCGCAGCUCAAUGGGGCCGCCGUGGGAGCCGCCGCCUACGGCCGCUCCCCUCUGGUUGGCUACGACCCACACCCCCACAUGCGCGUGCCAGGGCUGGCGGCCGGCGUGCAAGUGGGGACGACGGGGAAGCCUGCCUACUCCUUCCACGUCAGCGCUGAUGGGCAGAUGCAGCCGGUGCCUUUCCCACCCGACGCCCUGCUGGGCUCCGGCAUCCCCCGGCACGCUCGGCAGCUCCACAGCCUGAGCCACGGGGAGGUGGUUUGUGCUGUCACCAUCAGCAACUCCACCAGACACGUCUACACAGGGGGAAAAGGCUGUGUGAAGGUGUGGGAUGUGGGGCAACCAGGGACCAAGACUGCUGUGGCUCAGCUGGAUUGUUUGAACCGUGACAACUACAUUCGCUCCUGCAAGCUGCUCCCUGAUGGCAGGAGCCUGAUUGUGGGAGGGGAGGCCAGCACCCUGUCCAUCUGGGACCUGGCAGCCCCUACCCCACGCAUCAAGGCUGAGCUGACCUCCUCUGCCCCUGCCUGCUACGCCCUGGCCAUCAGCCCUGAUGCCAAAGUCUGCUUCUCCUGCUGCAGCGAUGGCAACAUCGUGGUGUGGGACCUGCAGAACCAGACCCUGGUGAGGCAGUUUCAAGGCCACACAGAUGGUGCCAGCUGCAUUGACAUCUCUAACGAUGGCACCAAGCUGUGGACAGGAGGCUUGGACAACACCGUGCGCUGCUGGGACCUGCGCGAGGGCCGACAGCUGCAGCAGCACGACUUCAGCUCCCAGAUCUUCUCCCUGGGUUACUGCCCAACAGGAGAGUGGCUGGCAGUGGGUAUGGAGAGCAGUAACGUGGAGAUCCUGCACGUCACCAAACCUGACAAGUACCAGCUGCACCUCCACGAGAGCUGUGUCCUCUCCCUCAAAUUUGCCUCCUGUGGGAAGUGGUUUGUGAGCACGGGGAAGGACAACCUGCUGAACGCCUGGCGCACGCCCUACGGAGCCAGCAUCUUCCAGUCCAAGGAAACCUCCUCUGUCCUCAGCUGCGACGUCUCCACCGAUGACCAGUUCAUUGUGACUGGCUCAGGGGACAAGAAAGCCACAGUGUACGAGGUCAUUUACUGAGAAGGGAGUGAGCUGCCAACUGUGGGAAGGGCACAAGACCCCAGGGCCAGGAGGAUGGAUGUCCCUGCCCUGCUGCUGACUUCCUAAAGAACCUCCAACCCGUGGCCCAAGGGGCAUCUGCUCAGGAGGAGCGUGGCAAAGGGGCUGGAGGUGGCCCUGAGGCCAUGAGCCCAGUGUCAGGCCAGGCUGGGAGCUGGUGGCUGCUGCUCCCCCUCAAUCCCAUGGGGACUUUCUCCUUGCUUUGGUCUUUAUUUUGGCAGUUGGUUUCUAAAAUCAUGGACU
This is a messenger RNA of Colius striatus (speckled mousebird), 2861 nucleotides long. RefSeq names its product transducin-like enhancer protein 1. Gene Ontology annotation, molecular function: protein binding; transcription corepressor activity. Gene Ontology annotation, biological process: negative regulation of canonical Wnt signaling pathway; regulation of DNA-templated transcription. The coding region runs from base 279 to 2579 and encodes 766 amino acids. The transcript is spliced from 21 exons. Gene Ontology annotation, cellular component: transcription regulator complex; nucleus. The record is from RefSeq and is a predicted model, not a curated record. Lineage: Eukaryota; Metazoa; Chordata; Aves; Coliiformes; Coliidae.